AUGGGUUGCAUGCUCCACGACCCCUCUCAAAAGUACAAGCCGUACGUUCCGCUGAAGCUGGAGAACCGGCAAUGGCCUUCGGCGACGUUCGGAACCAAGCCUCCAGUCUGGCUGUCAACCGACUUGCGCGACGGCAACCAGGCGCUGGCGAACCCGAUGACGAUCGAGCAAAAGACGACGUUCUUCGAGCUCCUGCUCGAGUGCGGCUUCAAGGAGAUCGAGAUCGCGUACCCGGCCGCGAGCGACACCGACUUCAACUUUGUACGCGGCCUGAUUGAGCGCAACGCCAUCCCGGACGACGUGUGGAUCCAGGUUUUGACGCCCGCGCGUGAGGACUUGAUCAAGCGCACGAUCGACGCCGUCGCUGGGUGCAAACAUGCCAUCAUUCACAUGUACAACGCGACCUCGCCCUUAUUCCGUUCUGUGGUGUUCAAGAACUCGAAAGAGCAGACUGUAGCGCUCGCAAUUCAGCACACCGAGAUCGUGCGAAAACUCACGGACGAGGUCACAAAAACGCAUGGGACGCAGUUCCGCUUCGAGUACAGCCCGGAGACGUUCUCUCAGACUGAACCAGACUUCGCGCUUGAGGUCUGUGAGGCGGUCAAGAAGGCUUGGGGAAAGGCUGGACCGGAGCAUCUGGAGAAGAUCAUCUUCAACUUGCCAGCCACCGUCGAGGUCGCUCCGCCAAACCACUUUGCUGACUUGGUUGAGCUCUUCCACACUCGUAUCACCGAGCGCGAAAAGGUCUUGAUCAGCUUACAUCCUCACAACGACAGAGGAACGGGCAUCGCUGCCGCUGAACUCGGCUUCCUCGCAGGCGCUGACCGCAUCGAGGGCUGCUUGUUCGGAAACGGCGAGCGCACGGGAAACGUUGACCUCGUCAAUCUCGCUCUGAAUUGGUACACCCAGGGCGUCCACCCCAACCUUGAUUUCAGCGACCUCCAACACGUCAUCGACGUUGUAACACAAUGUAACGAUCUCCCCGUUCACCCUCGCCACCCAUACGCCGGCGAGCUCGUCUAUACCGCCUUCUCCGGCUCGCACCAAGACGCGAUCAAGAAGGGCUUCGAGGCGCAAGCCAAACGCAACGCCGAGGAGAAAGCGCGCGGAGAGAACGAGAUCUGGGACUUGCCAUACUUGCCCAUCGACCCCGCCGACCUCGGCCAGAACUACGAGGCCGUCAUCCGCGUCAACUCUCAAUCAGGCAAGGGCGGUAUCGCGUACCUCAUCAAGCAGAACCUGCACCUCGAUGUACCCCGCAAGAUGCAAGUCGCGUUUUACCAGGUCGUACAGGCCAUCUCGGAUCGCGAGGCGCGCGAGAUGACCGUCGAGGAUAUCACAAACGCGUUCCGCGAGACGUACCACUUUGGCGGCGGCAAGUACGAGGGGCGUCUGGCUCUGCGCUCGUUCCGCAUCACGUCGGUUCCUGCAACGGACGUCGAUGGCGAGGCGGACGAUAUCCGUCAGUUCGACGGCACAGUCGUUGUCGACGGCGUAGUUCGUGUCAUCCGCGGUGAUGGCAAUGGACCCCUGUCGGCUCUGCUCGCUGCCCUGCGCACGCACCUGGACAUCAACCUCGCCCUACGCGAGUACUCCGAGCAUGCCAUCGACACUGCAGGCGACGCCGAGGACUCGCGCGCGGCGUCGUACAUCGAGCUCGUACCUGCCGACGAUCGCAAGUCCAGCACAUCCUGGUGGGGUGUCGGUGUCGACCGCGACAUCGCCGGCUCCGGCCUACGCGCCGUCCUCUCCGCCGCAAACGCACACAUCGGUGAUCGCCCUUUGCCCGAGCUUAAGCUCAGCUUUGGCCUCGGCGUGCGCUCAGGCCAGGGCGACGUCGCGAGUGCGCUGCAGCAUGCCAUGGAGCUCGAGCUCCCUCGCCGCCUGCAGACAGCCUUCUUCGAAGUCGUACAACGCGUCGCACGCGAUUCGGGCGACGAGAUCCCCGUCGAUGCGCUGCCGAAGCUGUUCAAGGACACCUACGGGUACGACACCAUCCUCGAGACUGGCCCCGUCGUCCUGCGCUCGUUCGAGCUCGAGCAUCUGGUGGACAAGCGCGUGAAGAUCACGGGCGAGUUCACGUUUGACGGGAAAGAGCAGAAGAUCUCGGGAGAGGGCAACGGCCCGCUUUCGUCUGUACUUGCGUGUCUGCAUCAGGCUAUUGCGGGGUCGCUCGCUGUGCGCGAGUACUCUGAGCAUGCGCUGGGUGUUGGAUCAGACGUCGGCGCUGUAUCGUACGUCGAGCUCACGUAUGAGGUCGAUGGGAAGAAGAGCGCUGCGUGGGGUGUCAGCUCGGAUGAAGAUAUCGCGGCUAGUGGUCUAAGGGCUGUUAUGGCUGCCGCGAGCAGGGUUGGCGUUGUGUGGAAACAAAACUGA
Molecule: messenger RNA, 2376 nt
Organism: Peniophora sp. CBMAI 1063
Lineage: Eukaryota; Fungi; Basidiomycota; Agaricomycetes; Russulales; Peniophoraceae
Source: the annotation of a GenBank genome assembly